Wallemia mellicola CBS 633.66 is the source of this 3696-nucleotide messenger RNA. RefSeq lists its product as hypothetical. Bases 1 to 3696 code for a protein of 1231 amino acids. Gene Ontology annotation, cellular component: nucleus; cytoplasm. Lineage: Eukaryota; Fungi; Basidiomycota; Wallemiomycetes; Wallemiales; Wallemiaceae. Gene Ontology annotation, biological process: nuclear division. The record is from RefSeq and is a predicted model, not a curated record. The transcript is spliced from 3 exons. Gene Ontology annotation, molecular function: mRNA binding.
AUGCCACUGACUGCAGCCCAAAUACAAUCACUGCACGACUCACCAGACCCAUUUCCCAGCCUCGGGGAUGACAGCGCAUCGAAGCCCACAGCGAAAGCGAAUCAGAAGGAAAAUGUUGAUAUGAGCUCAGAAUCUGCAUUUCCUAGUCUACCAGCAGCAACGCCAAAGCAAUCUUUAGGCGCCUGGGCCAAACCUGUAAUACAGAGGACGCUCUUCCAAUCAACAUAUACUAUUCCACAGUCACAAGUUUUGGCUGCGUUGAGCAAUCAAAAAUCAAGGCAGGCACCAAAAUCUACGUCUGAGUUGUUCAAGAAAGUUUCCAGCACUUACAACGUAAACGUGGACAGUUCAACGACCUCACAAACUAAGCAAACAACAUUUUUAGUGAAGGGACAGUCACAAAAAGCUGUGAAUGAAGCGAUUGCUUAUUUAACGACCAUUUUAUCAGCUAGAAUCACCAUCACUAUUAAUAUUCCAAACUCAUCCAGAGCUCUGCUUAUUGGUCCAAAAGGUUAUACUUUAAAAUCCAUUACUGAUUCUACAAAGACUCGUAUUCAAGUACCACCAAAGCCAGCUGUUGAUCAAGAAAUCAAACCUUCUAAUCAGGACGAUUCAGAUGACGAUAGCGAUAAUGACUAUUCAAUUCCAAUCACUAUUGAAGGUCAUGAAGGAUCUAUUAAGCAAGCACAACAGCAAGUUUACGAUAUCAUUUCACAAGUUAUCAGGUCAUACACAAAACGUAUAACAACUAUUCCAACAUCAUUUUAUCCUUUAAUAGCAUUAAAAUCUUCUCAAUUAGAACAACAACUCCAAAUUACUAUAUCAAUUCCUUCACAAGCGAGAUUGCGCGCUAUUGCUCACCAAGCUGUUGGUGAGGAAUCAGAAAUUUCUGAACAAGAGCGUACAAAGCAAUCUGCAAUUCUCCUAAAAGGUGAAAAGUCUUCAGUGAAAGCGGCAAUUCAAUCAAUUGAUAGAAUUUUCAAUGAUUGUCAACGCACUACUAAAACUAUCUCCAUUCCAAUACCAAAACGUCAACAUCGUACUUUAGUUGGUGCAAUCGGUGAUGAAAUUUUAGAGAAAACACAGUGUAUUGUCGAGUUACCUGCGGCAGAUGACAUUUCUGAAACCUGCACAAUACGUGGUCCACAAAUUAAAUUACCUGCUGCAUUACAAUUAGUAAUGGAGAAAGCUAGUGCUUUAGCUGUUGAAGUUGUUGAUUUACUUUCAAUUCAUAGAGUCAAAACUGACUUAUCGUAUGGUGUCAACGUUUUAAGAUACCUCUUGCGUGGUGGAAAAUUAAACAAGAUUGCGGACAAUCACCCAGGCGCAAAAAUUUAUCCGCCUAGAUAUGCAUAUAUAGAGAAAUCACAAUCAGUUAUCAUUGAUAUCGUUAGCUCAGACGUUUCAAUAGCAAUUAGUGCAAGAGAACAAGUAGAGAAGCUUGUAUUAUCAAUUCCACCAUCAGCUGUUAAAUCAGUAGAGAUUGAUCACCUCCUUCAUCGUCAUUUGGCUGGUAAACAAUCACGUCAAUUUGAAGAAAAUAAGAAGAUUACUUUAUUAUUCCCACAUGAAUCCGAACAGCGUGAUGAUAUUGGUUUAAUCUAUACUGGCUCUUCUGAUUUAGGAUUAGAAGGUAAAGCGCUCACCAACAAAAUUGAUGAAAUUAUUCAAGAUGGUGUUAAUUCAUUGAUGAAUUUAGCCAAGGCAGCAUCAAACAUUACAAUUCAGAUCGUAAAUGUCGAUCCAAAGUUCCAUAAAUCGAUUGUCGGUCCAGGUGGUACAACUCUUAAUGCGAUUAUCGGUCAAGAUAAUUUAGUUGAUGUUCAACUUGGCACAAGUAAAUCACCUAAUUAUAGUAAUAAGAAGGAAAUAAAUGAAGAUGAAAUAUCAGUCCGUGGUCAAAAAGAAGAAGUUGAAAGAGUCGUUGGUGAACUUCAAAGAAUUGCAAAUGAGGCAGAAAAUCAUCAUAUUGUUUAUGGUCAUGAAGCUGAAAUUUCUAUUAAUAACCAAUAUGUACCUCACAUUGUUGGUAAGAAUGGAUCAUCAAUUAGCAAAUUGAGAGAAUCACUUGGUGUACAAAUUGAUAUUACACAAAAACAAUCAAACGAUAAUUUGAAGAAGUCACCACAGAAAGCAACAGUAAAAAUAACUGGACGCAAAGAAAAUGUCGAAGAAGCUAAACGUAGAUUGAAUGGAUUAGUUGAACAGUUAGCUGAUCAGACUACUGAAAAACUUAAUAUUGCACGCCAAUAUCAUGCAUCAUUGAUUGGUACAGGUGGUAAAUAUGCUAUUAGAUUAGAAGAGAAGCAUGCCGUUAAGAUUCUAUUCCCAAAAUCAUCAAGUGAGGAUGAAUCUUCAGAUUCUGUCACUGUUAAGGGUGGAAGAAAAGGUGUUGCAGCAGCUAAAGCGGAAUUGCUUGAAGCUUUAGAGUUUGAAAAGGAAAAUAAUAACACUUUGAAAAUUUCAAUACCAUCAUCUUCAAUUGCAAGAAUUGUUGGUAAAGGUGGACAACAGAUCAAUGAAAUUAAAGAGAACAGCGGUGCUCAAGUAGACUUUGAUAGAUCAACGGAAAUGCAACAAAAAGUAACGAUUAAUUUAAGGGGAACUAAGAAAGCAAUUCAACUCGCUAAAACUGAGAUUUUGACUAUUAUAGAACAAAUUAAUUCGCAACAAAUAAUUAAUAUAGAUGAUAUUGAAACUAAAUAUCACAAGUCAAUUAUUGGACAAGGUGGUAAUAAAUUACGUGAAAUUAUUGAAAAGGCUGGUGGACCAGUUGAUACACAAACUCAAUCUGGCAUUGUUCAAUUCCCAAAGCUGAACAUUAAUUCAGAUAAUACUGGAAUAGUUAUUAAAGCAGAAAAAUCUCUUGCCCAAUCAAUUGAGAAAGAAAUUAGAUCAUUUGUUGCUGAAUUAAGUGACAGAAAGACCUUCGGUGUUGUUAUACCAACCAAUCUUCACGGUGAUAUGAUUGGUAGAGGUGGAUCAAAGUUAAUUGCAACACAAAAGGAGUUUAACGUUAACAUUCAUUUCCCUGGCUCUCGUGAUUACAACAACAUGGACAAACCUUUAAAUAUUGAAGAGUUGAAUGGCGCUGAUGCUUCAACAAUCGUUAAAGUUACAGGGAAAUCCUCAGAUGUCAACAGUGCUAUUGAAGAGUUAAAGAAGAGAUCAACUGUUCUUACCAAGGUCGUCACAGUACCAUCUAAGUACUACCAUGGUAUUAGUGACAAUGGUAGAUUCUUCCGUAAUCUUAGAUCAUAUGGCGUCACAAUUGAAGUUUCAAACAUACCAACAAAAGAGGAUAGUAAAAUACCAUCUCCAUCAAAUUUGACUCCACCAGAGGCAGUAUCAAGAGUAGAUGUUGACGGUGAAGAUACUAUUGCCCACAGAUGGGAGACCUAUGAAUUGAAUACUAGUGAAGACGACAAUGAUUCUGAAUGGAAGAUUCAUGGAAAGGAUGAAGGAUCACUCGACAAAGCUGUUAAGGCUAUUAAUAACGCAGUAGAAAAAGUCAAGAAAGCAGAAUGCGUCGGAUACCUACUUUUGCAAAACAGGUCAACAUUCCCACGUAUCGUUGGAAGCAAGGGAAGUGGAAUUGAGCGUAUUAAGAAUGAAAGUGGAGUACAGUCACUUACUGUGUCAAAAUCUGACAUACCAUUAAUCACAUUCAUUGGUAAGUAUAUUCAAACGAUUUAA